Salvia splendens (bonfire salvia) is the source of this 828-nucleotide messenger RNA. RefSeq names its product chitinase 1. Gene Ontology annotation, molecular function: hydrolase activity, hydrolyzing O-glycosyl compounds. NCBI's taxonomy places the organism in Eukaryota, Viridiplantae, Streptophyta, Magnoliopsida, Lamiales, Lamiaceae. The transcript has a single exon. The record is from RefSeq and is a predicted model, not a curated record. Gene Ontology annotation, biological process: carbohydrate metabolic process. The coding region runs from base 4 to 828 and encodes 274 amino acids.
GUAAUGAUGGAAUACAUCGGCGCCACCGGAGCUCCAGUGAACAUCGACGACGUCCCGAUCAAGGACGGCAUCGACUUCCACUUCAUCCUCAGCUUCGCCAUCGACGCCGACCCCUCUGGCACCCCCCAGAACGGUGUAUUCUCCCCCUACUGGGCCGAAACCCUAACCCCAGACGCGGUGGCAGGUGUCAAAUCCCGCCACCCAAACGCCAAGGCCAUGGCCAGCCUCUCGGGGUGGAGCCUCGGCCCCAAAACCCUCUCCUGGUACAACCCCCGCGACCGCGACCUCUGGAUCUCCAACGCCUUCUCCUCCCUCCAAACCCUAAUCCAAACCUACCACCUCGACGGCAUCGACGUCGACUACGAGCGCUUCCCCAAGCGCAGCAACGACAGCUUCGCCUACUGCAUCGGCGAGCUCAUCACCAUGCUCAAGAAUCAUAGCCUUAUUACAGUCGCCACCGUCGCCCCGUUCUACACCACCGUGGGGCCCUACGCAGAGCUCCACGGGAGGUAUGGGGAGGUAAUUGACUACGUCAACUACCAGUUUUACACGGAUAAAUUGAGGAGUCCGAAGAAGUAUUUGGAGGCGUUUCGGAAUCGGACGCUGGUGUUUGAGGGGAGUAAGGUGUUGCCGGCGUACGAGGUGGAUGGGAGAGGGAUUCAGGGGGAUGAGUUUUUUGAGGCGUUGGAUUUGUUGGAGGAUAAAGGUUUUGAGAUUUAUGGUGCCAUGAUUUUCUCCGCUGAUGCUUCGGCUGCUGGUGGCUACUAUUAUGAGGAGAGGACUCAGGAGUUUUUGCUCAAUAAUGCUUCUCGCUCCUUUGUUCAUUAA